UGUCGAGAACCCGUUCUGUCUGUCCCGCCAGCAUCAGAUCUUGUCACUCUUUCAACCGCAUUGUGUACUUCCGUUUCCCGAACCCGCCUGAACCUGAUAUUGAGCAGACAUUUGCCACUUACCACCUUACUCAGAAUCAUGACUGCCAACGAGACCGAACCCAUGCGCUUCCCACACGCCUUUCUCUAUCGUUCCCUGGAAAAGAACCAAAAUGCCCAGAGAUUCCUUCGACGAGGCGGCAAAGAGCUCACCGAGCUGGCUUGCGCGACCGGGGACAGUCGGCAGUGCGUGAUUUGGUUUGGUGAGUACCACUCGGAAAACCGGAUCUGUGCGCUGCUGGAGAAAAUAUCCGAUGCUGCCUUGCAACUACAGAGCACAACGAGUACAACUUCUGCGUCUGCGAAACUGCAAGUCGUCCUGGAGCACUUCAGCCAUGACAUGCAAGGGCCCGUUGUGGACGCGUAUUUUCGAGACGGAAAAUUCACCGACUUCGCCGACUUCAAGGCGGCCUACAAGGAGAUUGGCACCGAGGGGCACGACCUGGACCCCUAUGAGAAACUGUUUGAGUCGUGGCGCCGAAAUGCAGAUCGGGUAAAAAUCGUCGGCGGCUUCAUACCUCGCCCGCUUGCCGCCGCUUUUUGCCCCCUGGAAGCAGCGGCAGAUAGAAAAGCACACGUACAGGAAUUGUGUGACAAGGGGUAUUUACCGCCCUGGGAAAGUUUGCUAGAAGUUGAAAAGUAUCUUGGGCCACCGGACGAGGAUUUCCGGGCCUUUCUCCCGCCAACCGAGUCCGCCGCUGACGGCGAAAGUCUCCUCGAGAAAACCGGUUUUCCCUUCAGCAGCGUUGGUUAUUUCCGCUUAUUCGAGUCCUUGAUGAGCGGACGGGAUGUGUACUCGGCGGAGUCGAGACACGAACCUGGCGAGCUUUUCUCCAUGUGCAAUCCGGCUUUGUUGCGGAUGUUCGGUGCGCAGUGCUUGAAAGACUGGAGCAUGGCGUGGCGGGUGUUCCAACAGACGAAAGAUAAUGGCAAAACUACAGAACAAGCCCCAGAUACAGAUUCAUCGAUAACCACAACAUUGGUUGUAGCGGGCAAGGCGCAUCUGCAUCACUACUUGGGUGUUCCGCACUGCCAUCGACUUCUGGAAAGAGCGAAUGCACAGAAGGCGACUGAACAAGACGAUCAACAGCAUCUUCUGGAAGAACGCUCGUCGCAGGAGUUGUUAAUUCUGUCACAAAUGACCUAUGAAUGCGAUCUGGACGAGCCGGAGGACAAGGCCAGCUAUGCGGUCACGAAGGCAAAAAUUUUGGAAACGUGCAGGGAUUGCAUGCUUCUGGAAACAGAUGAAGCUGCAAAUAACGAGAAAAGGUUCUUCCCAUUUAAGAGCCCGUACGCCGACGUGCUGUACGUUUACGACGAGGACGACGAAAGCAAUAUUCAGAUCAACGAAGAGCAAGAGGACGAGACUGUCGUGCCCGAGAAGGAGGAGACUCGCACGGCGUACGAGCGGGUCGGCGCCACGGCGCACCACGAGGGGAAUCUCUUGCGCGCACAAAAGUGGCUCACCGCGCUGGGGUACACUUUGGAAGAGCAGGAAGCGAUCGGGAAGCAGAACCUCUACAACUUCCAGGGCGUGGGCAAUCCGUUUCUUGGGGCAAAGAUCUGCGCCGGGGAAAAAGUCCUGGAACUCGGGUGCGGUCUCGGCGUUGACGCGUUCCUCGCGGCGUCGAAAACGGGGGAAGACGGGACAGUCCUUGCCGUCGACUUCUCGCGCAAGGAGCUCGACCACGCCAAGCAGCGCGCGGAACGGGAAGGCAGGGGCAACAUAGGCUUCGUUUGUGCCGAUAUUGAGCGCUUACCCUUUGUUGAGGAGGCGAACAACAAGCCGGAGAAUGGGAUGGCCGAGUCGGCAUUCGACGUCUGUAUCUCGAAUGGCGCUUUUUGCUUGAUUCCGAACAAGGUGCGCGCGUUUUCGCAGGUGUAUCGUGCGCUGAAGAAGGGCGGACGCAUGGCCAUUUGCACAACAACGAUGCGGGAAGCGCUCCCCGGGACAUCAAGCGCUGCAAAUCAAGCAAAGGAAAGAUGUCCGGUUUCUGGCGCAGGCGCUCCUGCAGAAAACGACAGCAAAGUAGAAGGCAGCCCUGUAGAAUUCCCGAUCUGCAUGCGGAUGUUUGCCCGGCUCCCAGAGCUGGAACCCAUGCUGCGAAAAAUCGGCUUCUCGAACAUCGUCAUCAACGAAGUCGAGAUUUUUGGCGAAGAGGGCCUCGACGCGCUGACAGACGACACACUCACCCCGGAUCAGGCCGCGCGCUUUAAGAUCCAUGGGGGAGCUGUGCGGCCAGAAUAUCAGCAUUUAGAAAACAUGGACGUAGAUGAAAUGUGUGCCUCAGUUCUGAUUUAUGCAGAGAAAACUUGA
Messenger RNA from Amoebophrya sp. A120, 2415 nucleotides. Lineage: Eukaryota; Dinophyceae; Syndiniales; Amoebophryaceae. The record is from the annotation of a GenBank genome assembly.